This is a messenger RNA of Ostreobium quekettii, 396 nucleotides long. The record is from the annotation of a GenBank genome assembly. NCBI's taxonomy places the organism in Eukaryota, Viridiplantae, Chlorophyta, Ulvophyceae, Bryopsidales, Ostreobiaceae.
AUGCGGCGUGCUGCAGUGCACCGUGCUCAGAUUGCGGCAGUGGAAGGAUCGAAGUGCUCGGAUCGGGGGCUGAAGAGUGCGUUUUGGAAAUUGAGGGAUUCGGUUUUGAAGGAGAAAAUAUUCAGCAGAAUAUGGAUUUAUUCUGAGGUCGCAGAAUCGGUUGGCAAAUGGGACAAAGUGAUUUGGGGGGCGGAAAAGAUACGGGGUGGGAUAUGGAUUGAUCCUGAGAUUGGAUUGUCGGUCUGGAUAUCGGGAGAAUCGAUUUGGAGGGCGCAAAAGAUGUUCGCUAAGAUCUGGAUUGAUCAGGAGAUUGGAAAAUUCGUUGGAAAUCAGACAGAUCGAUUUGGAGAGCAAGAGACAUAUUUGGUGACAGGAGGAUCGAUGCUUGGUCAUUGA